AUGCUGAGGGUGUAUCUGGGAAAACAUAACCUGAAGGAGGAGGAGAAUGGAUCUGUGGCCAUCGCCGCUGGAAAGAUCUUUGUCCACGAGGGCUGGAAUUCCUUCACUCUCUGUAAUGACAUCGCCCUGAUCAAACUGGAGAGUGCUGUCACUCCAAGUGACACUAUUACUCCUACAUGUCUGCCUGCUGAUGGGCAUGUUCUGCCCCACAAUGCUCCCUGCUAUGUCACUGGUUGGGGAUGUCUCUACACCAAUGGACCCCUUGCUGAUAUCCUGCAGCAGUCUCUCCUGCCUGUGGUGGAUUACACCACCUGCUCUAGGUCUGACUGGUGGGGCUCUCAGGUCACACAAAGCAUGGUCUGCGCUGGUGGAGAUGGUGUUGUUGCUGGAUGUAAUAGUGACUCUGGUGGCCCCCUGAACUGUGCUGGUAGCGACGGCGUUUGGGAGGUCCACGGUAUUAUGAGCUUUGGUUCAGGACUGAGCUGCAAUUAUAACAAGAAGCCCACUGUUUUUACUCGUGUGAGCACCUACAUUGACUGGAUCAGCAAGUGUUUUAUAUUAGCAAACAUGUUGUAAUAGCAUGCAAAUUAAGCUUUAUGACAGUGUUUGUUAUGGAAACUUCUUUAAUACUGAUUUUCCCCAUAAUCUCUUACAGAACAUGGCCAACUGCUAAAGAGCAAACAGAAAAUGGGUUUUGUAUCAUGAUGCCUUAAACAAUAAAAAUAUUAAACGGCAC
Molecule: messenger RNA, 736 nt
Organism: Sinocyclocheilus grahami
Lineage: Eukaryota; Metazoa; Chordata; Actinopteri; Cypriniformes; Cyprinidae
Product: chymotrypsin-C-like
Exons: 5
Coding region: 1-576 (191 amino acids)
Biological process (GO): proteolysis
Molecular function (GO): serine-type endopeptidase activity
Source: RefSeq, a predicted model, not a curated record